AUGCAUCAUGCAGCGGACUUGGCAACUAGGUGUCACGUCACUUCAGCACGUUCGGACAAUCGUCAUGCUAUCUGUUGGGGAUUUUGCGACGCUUCGCAGCUUGGAUAUGCCGCGGUCGUAUAUGUGCUGCCAGCCGAUUCAUCGGGUCAACGUGCCGUUCUCGUCGGGUCUAAGACCAAGCUUGCUCCGAUGAAGCCAUUAACAAUACCACGACUAGAGCUGAACGCCGCAGUGUUACUCGCCCGGUGGCUUGGGUGCAUCAAACGAGUAUUGGAUCCUCAUCUCAAGAUUGUUGGGACUUACGGCUGGACCGACUCGAUGAUAGUCCUAUCCUGGUUAACGGUCCCUCAUACGUCAUUCAAGGUGUAUGUGUCCAAUCGUAUCCAUCAGAUCCGCACCAUAGUACCUGAUUGUAAGUGGAGCCAUAUUGAGUCAGCAAACAAUCCUGCCGAUUGUGCGUCAAGAGGUGUGAUGCCUUCAGAACUCACGAAGCUAUCCCUCUAUUGGCAAGGUCCUGCGAUUCUCCGGGCCAAUCCAUCUACUUGGAUAAAUCUUGUAGCACCCAUGUCAUUGUGCAGCUUACCUGAGGUACUACCAGUAUCUCUCACAACUCGAGUCGACGUACCCGACUGUUUGGAAGAAUGGUUUAACCGUUUUUCAUCAUAUGACCGCAUGAUUCGCGUCACCACCAUAAUGCGCCGUUUCAUCAGCCGGUGCCGUCGUUGUGAGCCUGAACCACCUCCCAAUCUGUGUCUGAGUGGUGUUGAGUUCGACGGUGCUACUUUCAGUAUUAUCCGAGAGUCUCAACGUAUCUACUUCUCUGACCUAUUACGUGAGUUAUCAACUGGUAUCAGGGUAUCGUCAAAACCGCUGGCUCGUUUAGCUCCGUUUGUCGACGAUGUUGGAAUCAUCCGAGUUGGUGGUCGCCUUCGUCAUUCCACCCUAUCGUACGAGU
Myzus persicae (green peach aphid) is the source of this 955-nucleotide messenger RNA. RefSeq lists its product as uncharacterized. The annotation marks the transcript as partial. NCBI's taxonomy places the organism in Eukaryota, Metazoa, Arthropoda, Insecta, Hemiptera, Aphididae. The transcript is spliced from 2 exons. The record is from RefSeq and is a predicted model, not a curated record.